AUGAAAGCAAUGGGAUUAUCUGCUGAUAUGCUGAAAGAAUCCGAUACUGGUUUCCAUGGAAUCAUCCCAACCCGACCUGCUUACCCCCUUGGUAAGAUUUCACUAGAUGUCGUCUUCAGAACUCCAAGCACCUUCAGAAAGGAGAAGCUCGAGUUUGAGGUAGUUGAUUGGGAAUCACAGUACCACGCUAUCCUUGGCAGGUCAGCAUUCGCGAAGUUCAUGGAGAUUCCUCAUUAUGCGUAUUUGAAGUUAAAGAUGCCAGGCAACAAUGGGACAGCACUAACCGUUCAUGGGAGCUUUUCUCGUUCUGAUAACUGCGACAUGGAAUUUCAGAAGAUCGCUUCCAAGUUUGGAGUUGGGGAGGAGCUCAACGCAAUCGAUGCAAUUACUGAUCAUACACAACCACCUACCGAUAAUCGAAACACCAGACCCGACGAGUUCGACGUCGCGAAGGAAGCAAAGAAGCAUCAAGUGCACCCCUCUGACCCGAAGAAAACGGUCAACAUAUCGGCAGACCUUACUACCGCAUAG
Molecule: messenger RNA, 531 nt
Organism: Lolium perenne
Lineage: Eukaryota; Viridiplantae; Streptophyta; Magnoliopsida; Poales; Poaceae
Source: RefSeq, a predicted model, not a curated record